GGAUGUACUCCCGGAAGUUCCGGUGCUGUCGCCGUGUGUGGGAUAAACAGUAAUGGCUGAGGCGGUGGCUCUGGGAACAACGGCGGAUGCCGCGGCGGCGGCGGUCCUGGGGCCGAGCACCGCCGCGGGAGCCACGGGUACCAUCUUCGGACCCGCGGCCGUGCCGCCCCUCGCUCUGGGGCCGGGUGGUGGCUGGACCAAACAGGUCACUUGCAGGUAUUUCAUGCAUGGAGUCUGCAAGGAAGGAGACAACUGUCGCUACUCUCAUGACCUGUCCACCAGUCAGUCUGCUAUGGUGUGCAGGUAUUAUCAGCGUGGAUGCUGUGCUUACGGAGAUCUCUGCAGAUAUGAACACACCAAGCCGCUGAUGCAGGAAGAAGAAGAAGAAGAAGAAGAAGAAGAGACUACUGUGAAUCCAGCUGCAAAAAUGUAUCCCUCAGUAUCCUCAGACCUCGCAUUAUUCCCUGAAAUUGUUGAAGAAGAUAUUAUUGAGAUAGAAGAUGAAAAUAUAGAUCUGGCAGCUGCUGGAGUAGGUGCUGAAGACUGGGUGAAUGCUGUAGAGUUUGUUCCUGGGCAGCCAUACUGCGGACGUGCUGCCCCUUCCUGCACUGAAGUACCCUUGGAGGAAAUGGUGAUUGAGGAAGAGUAUGAAAAGCAGGAAGCAGACGUGGAGAUGAAGAAGGAGCUGUGCCCCUAUGCUGCAGUGGGAGAGUGUCGUUAUGGAGAAAACUGCGUGUAUAUCCAUGGGGACGUCUGUGAUAUGUGCGGACUGCAGGUCUUGCAUCCAAUUGAUGCUGCGCAGAGAUCCCAGCACAUAAAGUCUUGCAUUGAAGCUCACGAGAAGGACAUGGAGCUUUCAUUUGCCGUCCAGCGUAGUAAAGACAUGGUGUGCGGGAUAUGCAUGGAGGUGGUGUAUGAAAAAGCUAAUCCUAGUGAGCGCCGCUUUGGGAUCCUCUCCAACUGCAACCACACUUACUGUCUCAAGUGCAUCCGCAAGUGGAGGAGUGCUAAACAAUUUGAGAGCAAGAUUAUAAAGUCCUGCCCAGAGUGUCGGAUCACAUCUAACUUUGUCAUUCCAAGUGAGUACUGGGUGGAGGAGAAGGAAGAGAAGCAGAAACUCAUUCAGAAGUACAAGGAGGCAAUGAGCAACAAGCCAUGCAGGUAUUUUGAUGAAGGCCGUGGGAGCUGUCCAUUUGGAGGGAACUGCUUUUACAAACAUGCGUAUCCUGAUGGCCGUCAAGAGGAGCCGCAGAGACCCAAAGCCCAGCGGAGGAAUCGGUUCUGGGAGUUCAUUGAGGAGCGAGAGAACGGUGACCCAUUUGAGACCGAUGAGGACGAAGUGGUGACCUUUGAGCUCGGUGAGAUGUUGCUCAUGCUGUUGGCAGCAGGAGGUGAUGAUGAGCUAACGGAUUCCGAGGACGAGUGGGACUUGUUUCAUGAUGAGCUGGAAGAUUAUUAUGACCUGGAUCUAUAGCACCUGACAGUGGAGUGUGGACUGUCGUCUUGGCUUCAGGCAGUAGCUAUUACUUACCUGUGGUGUUGUGGCAGUGCCUGUGUUUCUCCUAGGCAGGCCUAUCAAUUCCAGGUGCUGUUGUAAUAACUUUUACCCAGGGUCUGUCUUCUCCUGUCCCCUCCCGCCCCAAGAGUGUUGUUUCUCCUCUGUUUAAACAAAUAACAAGAAAUCUUUAAAAUCUUAGUUUUUGUAAAAAUGAAUUUAACUGUCAAACAGUUAGCUUAGGUUUGUUGCUUCAUCUAUGUACCCAACAGAGCUCACCCAGUUCCAGGGUUAAAGUGUUUACAGGACUUCCACACUCAUUUUGAAGAGCCCAGAUACAAAAAUGAGCGGUGGCCAUGCAGUGGGGAUGUAAAUUGGCUGAUGGCCUCUUUUCUGUCUCUGUAUCAAUAUUUCUGACGUCAGGCCAGAUACAAAUAAUCCUUUUCUGACAUCAGCUCCGUUCCAGCCCCCUCAUGUACACAUCUUCAUUUGUGAUUUUGGACUCUUGUUUACUUGCACAUUACUAUUACUACUGUGUAACCAGAACCAGGUGUGAAUGUUCCAGAUUUUACUGUGUCUAGCAUGAAAGGAUAAUGUCUUAGUGAAAGGAGAACUUUCUAUGUGUAUAUACAGAUAAACGUAGAGUUGGACCUCGAGGAUGGGGAGACUCUGUGUAAGUUAAGUAACAAGGCCACCUUUCAUCCCCUCUUGGUGCAUGAAGUCUAGCCUCCAAUUGGACAUGAAACUGGUUUAGUGGUCUCAGCUCAGUCUGUGGCAACGAUCUGUCAUGUGCAACUCCCUGAUACACCAGCUCUCUUUCAUGUGUUUCGUUAGGGUGGUCCAGGAGCAGAAGUCCGGUUAGCUGAGUGGGGUCAGAGGAACACGAGAGGCCCCUUUAGCUGCAUUGCUCUUUAAGUUUUAGAACUUGGUGUGACCACAUAAGCCGCGAGCUUUGCUAGGAAAUCUCUGUGCCUCUCAGCUGGUUCGAGGGCCGUGUGCCUUUCGGCCUCUGAGUGGGGCAGGUUGCCUGGUCAAGCUGUUCAGCUUACGUGAGUUAGCGCUUAGGAAGUCGGUCAUGCAGUUUCUGGCUGUAAUUUGCAUUGAGAAAUUACAUUGCCACCAAAGCUCCCGUACAGGAAUUUUAACCUUGCAUUACAUUAUUGCUGUUGUUUUUUUUUAUUGACUUGUGGAUGCCCCGUGAUCUGUUUUCCUGCUGCUCUUGUCCCCUAGACUGCCUCUCCUUUCACUUUUAAUUGGAAUGAGAAAUUGUUCUGAGGUCUAUAAUGUAAUGUUUUGCAGCUGCCUUUUGUAAGAAGCACUUUUCCCAAAUAAAAAAAUACAAAAAAAUGAAAAAAACAAAAACCCCAAAAAAAUCAAGUGAGCUCUGUCUGUUCUUUUACGUUUGAAGCCUCUGUAUUUUUUAUUUCAGGAAAGUGGGGGGGUGGGGAGAGGGUGUUUGGUUUGUACAAAAGCAUUUGUUGCUUAGCUCCUGCAGAAUUGUGUCAUGCUACAAGGAAGUUCUAACUUUCUUAUAACUUUUCCAAUGAGCAUUUUGUGAACACAUUCUGAAUGGACAGCUGAGAUAAUUGAGCUGCUGAAGGAACAUUUGCAGGUGUUGCUGGGAACAGAAGUGGCUUCCUCAGAAAUGAUUCCCAUGCUAUGGUGCUGUUUCUGUUGUCCUCAACAAAAGUCAACUGCAGUGUGUUUUCUAUUAAGUUUCCUGUUGUAAUGCUGCCUGGACAGCAAGUUUAAGCAUUGCUACAGGCUGCUUUCUGGGAAUCCACAUGCUUAUUUAAACCUGUGGGUGUUCAGAAAGAAGCAUUCUUCUACAAAAAUGCAUAAAGAUGGAAGUUAACUACUAGAAGCAUAUUUUGCCUUGCUCAGGAAUAUGAGAAAAGAUGAGGCCGAGCAGUCUGAAAUCAUUGUCAGAUCUUCUUCCAGAGGCAAGCAGCAGGGGGAGAAAUGCAGAUGUAAAUGAAAUGGAGGUAGGAAGAACCAGGAAAAAAUUAGGGCUGUGGAGUAGAACAAGGUUUCCACACAGUGAAAGGUAGGUUGCCAGCUUCUUACUGGAGAGCUGUGUUCAAAGUGUAAUGAAGAUGGGACCCAUGAGGAUGGAGAAUGGUAAUGGACACAAGCAUGUGGAUCGUUUUCCUUCCCAAAGGGUCAGAUACAGCAUGCUCUGCUUUUGGUUUGGGUGCUUUUGCUGCACAGUGCUAGGUGUUGCUGCUUCUAAACCUUGCUUGUGUAUGAUGUCAGGCAAGUUGGGAAUACAUUAGUGAGUGAUUUAAUGAGGAGGUGGCUCUGUCCACUUGUGACUGGUGUAGUCCAGCUCAUCGUGGCAAGGUGUUUGGUUGCUCCCUUGCUUUGAAGAGUGCUGCUGGUUCUUGUUCUGCAAGUAGAGGAGCUGUGUGUGUUUACUCUGAGCAGCACUGUGUGUUUCUUCCUGUGUGAAUCCAGCUGCUGGUAGGCCUGUUCUGAAGUGUGCUGUUGUGCUAUAAUUCCCUGUCAAGGGGAAUGACUGAAAGGUGUGGGGCCUUUGGAGUGAGUGAAGAAUGUUGGUAGGCUGCUGUGGUUUUCUUCUUAAGAACAAAUAAAUUCAUGAGGAUGAAGAUCAACCUUUAAUGUGAAAACAAGGAGAGUAAAGCUCAAAAAGAAAACGUAGUACAUAGUAAGUAUGUAAGUAAACAUAGUAAGUUCCCAAGAUACAGAAACUGAAUAGACUGAGAGGACAAUGAGAAUAUUCAUGGCAGUGUUGAGAUGAAAAAGGUUGAUGGAAAUUUGUAGAGUCUUCAUACAAAAUACUGAUUUCAAAACCAAAAUAUUCAGGGGGAGAAAAAGUUGCAUGCUCUCAUUUGAAGUGCCUUGGCUUCAGUCCCUGUUGCAGCAAAAUAUACUUCUGAUUUCGUUUGAAAUUUUGCAUUGUGUGGUAACUGUGAAAUAAGUGUUUGCAUGUUCCAGUUGGUCUGAUGGCAAUUGUAAAAGCAAAUGGCACUUCUUAACAGCUUCACUGCUGCCUCAGAGCCUCUACUUCUUUACAGUCCUUUUAAGUGCUGCUCUUUCCUGCUUGCAACAAUGUGUAUUGUAAUCUUGCUGCUGGGAGGCCUGGUUCAUUUAAGGGAAUGCAUACUAACUCUUUCCUGUUACGGAAGGCACGACAUGAAUUUCUGUUUGGAGCGUGACUUGAGGUACAGAGUGUCUCCUGUUUGGAGUGGAACUUGCCUACAUGGCAUUACUAAUGCUGCAGCAGCCUAAAGGGAGGGAAUCCACACAGUUCUUGGGAUUCAGAUAGAAUACAGGACUGUGCUGUAUGAAUCAGAUAGCAACAAAGGAGCUACAAAGGCAACUUAAGUCAGCUGUAGAAUUAGAGGCAUCAUUUAACUCUGUGUACGUGUGCAAUUGAGGUAAGCCUUACGUCUGGUGAGCAAAUCUAGCCAGACUUGGCAGUGAUAACUAACAAGCACUAAUGUUUAUGGAUACAGCUUUUAUCAAGGAAAUAAGAGUUGCAAGUAUAUUCAAUUUCUGCCCCUCACAUGUUGCCAUAACUUGUUGCUGUUACCCUUGGAUAUGCUAUUUGUCACUGGCAGCCCAGCUGCUGUCCACACCUCCUUGCCAGCAGCUUAAUGUGAUCACACAGACAAAGCCUUUGUGGGCAGCUAAGCUGAGGCUGGUAUUCAAACUUCUUGUAAGUGCAGUAAAUGACUUUAAAGGAUCUAACUGUCUCAAGCUAACAGUGAAACGCUCAAGUGUGCAGUUCCCUAUUAAAAGUUGAUGUAAUUCUCAGUGAAAGAGGUUCUCGCUCUGAAUAAAGCAACUCGUAUAUCCUGGCAUUGUCUGUUGUGGUUGUGGUCCUUGCGCUUGAGAGAGGCGUUGGAAAAUGGCUCCAGGACUUGGUAGAAAGGGUGUUGAGUACUAAAACUCCCUCUGCCUUGAGUUGAAUGUUUUGCAUUCAUUAGCAGCCUUCCUCCAUAUAUGAGAGCUGGGGAGGAGCAGCUAUGGUUGGAACACUUGCCUACUGGGAAAAGGAGAUAGAUUUGGUUCUGUCCCAAAGCACUGGCAUGCAUCUGCUUCCUGAAAGGAGGCUCCAGAACAGAGCUCUGUACCAGAUGUGGGCCUGAGAUGUGCCUUCUUGGUCUCCUUUCCAACUAUACUUAACUGGAAUUAUUAGGUAAGAACCUUAGCUUUUGCUAUAAAGAACCUGUACCUUAUGUAUGUAGAAAAGUGUGACCACAUAAGCAGUGCCACAUGCCUUCCACAUCACUGGGUUGUAAUUAUGCUUAUUUUUAAGCCAGUCAGCUUCUAAGGGGCUUCAGUGCGUGCCCCAUUCCAGAAUUCUUUCAGUUCUUUGCCCUGCCACGUGGGGAGGUGCUGCCUCUGUUUCAUGUGACAUGGGUGUGGGUAUCAGUGCAAAGAAUGCACAGCAGCAAAUUCAGACAGCUAAAGUUUGAAUACUUCUUCCAGGUAGGUAAAAACAAACGAGCAUCUCCUCCAGCUGGAUGCACAGCUCUUACAACUGUGGGACAGUAGUAAUUGGUAGCAUAGUAUUGUAAACAACAUUUAUAGAAGAGCUGCCUUUCUACAAGCAUGCUAACGAUGCCAUCAGGAGCUAUGCUGGAUCUGUGUAUGAUGCUGGAAGAGCAAAAAUGCUAACAUAAGGUUCUGCAGCAGUUUCUUGGUUAACUUGCAUGGGCAGCAGCUGCACACUUCCAUUUGCUGUGAUGGAGAAAGGCACUGAUGAAAGUUACAAACAUAGUGGUUGCUAUCAUACACUGUAGAACAACACAAUAAAGCUUGUUAACAAACUUAAUAGUUUUCUUCAUGUCAGGUACUAACUACAUCAUAAAUUAAUCUAUUAAUCUACACUCUGAAA
This is a messenger RNA of Lagopus muta (rock ptarmigan), 6362 nucleotides long. It is a transcript of the gene MKRN1, whose product is annotated as makorin ring finger protein 1. Lineage: Eukaryota; Metazoa; Chordata; Aves; Galliformes; Phasianidae. Gene Ontology annotation, biological process: protein polyubiquitination. The transcript is spliced from 8 exons. The record is from RefSeq and is a predicted model, not a curated record. Gene Ontology annotation, molecular function: ubiquitin protein ligase activity; metal ion binding. The coding region runs from base 53 to 1474 and encodes 473 amino acids.